CUGGGCACCCUGCGUUUCUGUGGCACGACGGAGUUCGCAAGUGGCCAGUGGAUUGGGGUGGAGCUGGACGAGCCAGAGGGCAAGAAUGACGGAAGCGUUGGAGGAAUACGCUACUUCAUUUGCCCUCCGAAGCAAGGGGUUUUUGCCUCUGUGUCUAAAAUCGCCAAAGCCACAGACCAGAUGCCAUCAUCGGUGACGUCCACCCCAAAAACCCCCCGCAUGGACUUCUCCCGCAUGACCGGGAAGGGCCGGAAGGACAAGAAAGGUAAGGUCAAAGCCCCGAAGUCUCCCUCCGUGGGCAGCCUGGACCGAGAAGGGCUGAAGAUCGAGAUCGGGGACCAGGUGCUGGUGGCGGGGCAGAAGCAGGGCAUCAUCCGGUUCUACGGCAAGACGGACUUUGCGCCGGGUAAG
This is a messenger RNA of Terrapene triunguis (Three-toed box turtle), 411 nucleotides long. RefSeq names its product CAP-Gly domain-containing linker protein 3-like. Gene Ontology annotation, cellular component: cytoplasm; nucleus; microtubule plus-end. Gene Ontology annotation, molecular function: microtubule plus-end binding. The transcript is spliced from 4 exons. NCBI's taxonomy places the organism in Eukaryota, Metazoa, Chordata, Testudines, Emydidae. The record is from RefSeq and is a predicted model, not a curated record. Gene Ontology annotation, biological process: cytoplasmic microtubule organization. The annotation marks the transcript as partial.